AAUUAAAGUACAUUUGUAUUAUAUAAAUCAUUGUAUGGUUAACAUAAUUAGAUGACUUGAAAACAGCAAUUAGGAAAUACAUAAGGUCCGAAGAAUAAUGCGGAUAUCACCGUACACAAUCAUCUUGGCGGUUACGCUUACCUCGUGUAUUGAGUUCACAUCCGGGUCAUGCAGUGAAGGUCAGUCAUGCACGACGUCAGACGGGAACGCUGGUACGUGUUUGAGUGGACGCUGCCUGGUUAUGUUAAAUAUUGACGUCAGGGACAAUCUGACGUUUACAAUCACAGUAAAGUAUCCGGAAGCAAGUCUACAAAAACCUGGCGACGGUAGUCUAUUUAUUAGAGGUAAUGGCCUCGGUUUGAAUUGGAUUAAGGGGAAGCAACUACAGAAGACUUCGCAGGACACGUGGCAAAUACAGAUCGAUUAUCGUUCCUCUAUAGACGGUUUUCAAUGCAUGGAAUGCCAAGAUAAGGCGUUCCUUGAUAACGGAAAAUUACAGUAUCGUGUUCUAGUAGACGACUUUGAUGACAUGUUGGGGGCAAACUUUGCAGUAUCUUUGCCAUUGGCAAAAUCAUCCAGUUACUUUAAUUCCAAACCGGAAAUCGUUGUGUACCCUUGGUUCUAUUCAACAUCUAGUAGUUCUGACCAUAUUAUUGUAGAAUCACCGCAAAUUGGCGGCAAUAGAAGCGUUUCUAUAAUAUUCCCGCCAAGUUUUAAGGAAAACACAUACAAAACAUAUGCUGUAUUGUUCGUACCUGACCUGAUUUCCGGUUAUUCCGAAAUUAAACCCUAUGUAUUUGAAGGACUGAUGCUUGAACACAGUGUCACUGAAGAAUUUGUAGUAAUUGGAUUCUCAGAUUACAACUCUCGCCGCACCACACUGCUUACAACUCCCGUUGGUUCGGAAAUGUAUUGUGCAAGUGGAACGUAUUCUAAUCGAUGCAAUAACUGUUAUCCUAACACAACAAUCGAGUACACCCCCGCCUGGUUCCAAGUCCUCAAAGAUAAAUGUGGGUACCGGUACUACACUGGCGGGAAAUUAGACGACACGAUAGAUUUCCUGUUAGACACAGUGUAUCCACGAGUGCAAAACUUGUCGAUUAGUAGACUAUCGACACAACGUGAUAACAUUGGGUUCAUGGGAUACUCUCACGGAGGUUUGGCUGCCUGUCACGCGGCAUGGACGCGGCCUAAAAGGGUUGGCUUUGCGGCGUGUAUGUCUUCUUCGUUCUGGUGGCCGUUUAACAAUGUCACGUGGACAACAUGCGAUUUUAAUUUCAUUAAUAGAACAGUAAAGGUAACGUAAUGACGUCCUUGAUCU
Molecule: messenger RNA, 1321 nt
Organism: Ruditapes philippinarum (Manila clam)
Lineage: Eukaryota; Metazoa; Mollusca; Bivalvia; Venerida; Veneridae
Exons: 3
Coding region: 98-1306 (402 amino acids)
Source: RefSeq, a predicted model, not a curated record